This is a messenger RNA of Eucalyptus grandis, 6307 nucleotides long. Its product is annotated as pentatricopeptide repeat-containing protein At3g48810. The record is from RefSeq and is a predicted model, not a curated record. NCBI's taxonomy places the organism in Eukaryota, Viridiplantae, Streptophyta, Magnoliopsida, Myrtales, Myrtaceae. The transcript has 2 exons. The coding region runs from base 480 to 2378 and encodes 632 amino acids. Gene Ontology annotation, molecular function: protein binding.
GCCGACUCACACGGGACCGGAUAGGUUCCUGAGUAAAAAAUUUCGGAACCAGCUCUGACGGGUUUCGCCUCCGGUAACAGUACUCGAGUGAAAAUUGCAUUUUCAGCCCUUUCUUUUAUUUUGUUUAAAAGAAUAGAUAGGUUGGAAAUGAGUUUCAAACCUGGGAAGCUCAGAAAUCCAUCAGACAGAAUGCCACUGAUUAUUUUCUUGGUCUGUCUCUUCUCUCUCUCUCUCUCUCUCUCUCACUUUCUCUAAAGAUUGCAUUUUUACCGUGCGAACUAGCAAAUUCGCCCUUCCUCCACCUCCUGGCUUCCGCUCCUAUUGAAGGGCACUCAUCAUCUGAACUUCAAAGUACGCAGCCUGCAUUUCCAUGAUCUCCGCCUCCAAUUCCCGCGAUCCCCACGACGGGUUUGCGCGGUGAUGCGUUUCUCGCUUCGCGGCGGGUCGUCGACGGUACCCAUUUCUUCGGGACGACGACCAUGUAUCUGAAACGAGGUUGUUCUUUGCUCCUGAAAGCGCAGAAGAAGCCCCGCAUUCCGGUCUUCCUCAACGGCGACGCGAGCUCGGCCCUCGGUCGCUCGGGCGAACCAGCCCGGGGCGAUGGCACCCCGGUCGUCCUCCACGAAUCCAACGUCGCGAGGAGGCUGAGCCGCGACCCCGACGUCUCGUCGGCCUUCCGGUUUUUCAAGUCCGUCGCGAACGGGGGCCUCUUCCGGCACACCCGGUUCACGUACGAGGUCAUGGUGAAGAGGCUGGGCCGCGAGGGGGAGAUCGACGCCGUGCAGUACCUGCUGCAGCAGAUGAAGUUGGACGGGAUUGGCUGUGGGGAGGAGUUGUUCGUGGAGGUGAUCGACUCGUAUCGGCGAGCUGGGUUGGUGGAGCAGGCGCUCAAGAUGUUCUAUCGGAUUCGAGAGUUCGGCUGCGAGCCGACGGUGAAGAUAUAUAAUCACCUGUUGGAUGCUUUGCUUAGUGAUGAUAGGUUCUCGAUGAUAAGUCCGGUGUAUGGUAACAUGAAGAAGGACGGCAUGGAGCCGAAUGUGUUCACUUAUAAUAUCCUGAUUAAGGCGUUGUGCAAGAAUGGUAGAGUUGAUGGUGCGCUGAAGUUGCUCAAGGAAAUGUCGAACAGGGGGUGUUUGCCAGACUCUGUAAGUUACACGACCAUAGUUUCGUCCUUGUGUAAGGUCGGUAAGGUAGAGGAAGGGAGGGAGCUGGCUAGGAAGUUUGGACCAUCUCUCCCUGUUUAUAAUGCUUUGAUUGACGGGUUUUGUAGGGAACGCAGAUUUAAGGAAGCUUUCCGGUUGUUCGCCGAGAUGAUGGAUGAAAAUAUUGACCCUAAUGUCGUCACUUAUACGCCAAUCAUCAGUUCUCUUUCGGAUGUGGGGCAGGUUGAGCUGGCUAUGGCAAUUUUCUCACAGAUGUCUUUAAGAGGAUGUCGCCCGAAUAUUCACAGCUUUACCUCAUUAAUGAAGGGUCUCCUGUUGAAAAGGAAGAUUCGUGAAGCUCUUGAUUGGUGGGACAAGAUGAUCAGUGAAGGGUUUCUGCCCAAUGUUGUUUCGUAUAAUACAUUGUUGCGUGGUCUAUCCUCUAACGGGAAUAUGAAGGAAGCUGUUCUUGUCGCUGAUCAGAUGGAGAGAAAUGGGGUUCCUCCGAACAGUACCACUUAUAGCAUUCUUAUUGAUGGUUUCGCAAAAUCUGGGAGUCUGGCAGGUGCAUCAGAGAUAUGGAAUAAGAUGAUGUUCAGUGGUUGCCGUCCUAAUGUUGUCGUAUAUACCUGUAUGGUUGAUGUCCUCUGCAAAAACUUUUUGUUUGACCAAGCGUAUUCCUUAAUAUUGAAAAUGGCCGACGAUAAUUGCCCUCCAAACUUAGUAACAUUCAACGCUUUCAUUGGAGGUUUAUGUGAUGGUGGAAGAAUUGAUUGGGCCAUAAAUUUGCUUGAUUUAAUGAGGAAAUAUGGGUGUUCCCCUGACACAAUUACAUAUAAUCAGCUGAUAAAUGGUUUUCUCAAGGGUAUGCUUCAGAGUGCUUUGCAGCUUCUCGGGGAAAUGGUGGUCAGAGGGGCAAGCCCUGAUGCUUAUACAUAUAGCAUGUUGACUCAUGCCUAUAGUAAGCAGGGCAAGUUUAAGGAGGCCAUUCGAUUAUGGGAAGCUAGCACCGAAGCUGGAGAGUGGCAACCUGACCUAACAGCAUACAUGCAUCAUAUUUGGGGGAUUUGCAAUUGUUUUGGUAUGGAAGAAGCUGUCACUUGUCUCCAGAAUAUGAUAAAUAAAGGGAUAUCCCCAAAUAUUGUCAUCUGGAAUCUCUUAGUUCGAAAUUUUUUUGAUGGCAUGGGUAGUGUGGGGCCCAUCUACAUUCUAGAUGAUCUCAUACGUAAUGGAUGAGAAAUGACAAUGAUGAAUGCUUUGAAUUUCUCACAGAAGAUGAACAACCAAAAGAAAGUCAGGUUGAACUGGGGACAGAAUUUGGAGAUAGCACGUGCAAUGCAGAUAUGAAGCAAAAUUUAUUUUUUUUUUUUUGCACUGAGUUGCAGAUUAUUGCAUGGCUAUCUUAUGUAACAAUGAUGGGCUUGGAGCAUUUUGUUCCCUUUGACAUGUACAACUGCAAUAUAAAUCCUCCGAGUCACAGAUAGAAGGUAAAGAUACUGUAUCACGACGAUCAGUAACAGACAGUGUUAAGUUGCUUUCUUUUUACCUUUUGUCGAAUAAAUGAUAACAGAUUAAAUUAAGAAAUCUGUUGCAUCAGAAAUGUACUAGAGCAAAGUGUGAGGUAAAGAGAAAUAAACAAAAGUAAAGCCACAAUGCUAAUAUGGAAUAUCCGCUUGUUUGAUAUCACUCUUCAAGAUUGAAUUUGUUAGUCUUUGUGCAUCAGUUAUACCUUUUCCUACUCGAAUAUUUACUUGUCCAUUAUAUUCUCUUGCAUGGCCUUUUUUCCAAAGUUUCCUCCUCCCUUUUUAGUAUCUUUAAUUAUAUGGCAGAUUCUAGUUGUAGUUUUAAUUUGCUGAACAAUGCUGAAUGUAGUUAUUAGCUUUUUAGACAUCAGGAAACCAUCUUUGUUCCAAUGCUUUGUCCGUUACAUGUUUGCAAACCGAUUGUCAUGAUUAAAGUUGGCUGGAAUGAUGAAUUUUGUUCCUCUUCCCAUUUCUUUCUCAACAAUUCUUUGUUUCUUGCAUUAAGACGGACUUGUUUGUGCUAUCCAUACUUUUCUUACCCUUAAAAGUGCUAGGAAAAUUUGAUGCUGGGUGUAAAACCUCAUGUUUGAUUGUUAGUCUUAUAUGUUGCUCUAAAACAGAAGGAGAAUAAGUAACUUUUUUCUCGAUGCAUCUGUCUCAAGGUCUUUCCUGUUGGUUUUCAGAGAUUUUAUCUUCUGGUUGUAUCUGUGUUAUUGAUUGUGUAUUAGUUCUCUGAAGGACUUUGUGCGUGCACCAUGUACUUGCUGUUGAGUUAUUUAACAUGUCUCUGGUUAAGCAUUUUGGUUUUCCAGUUGAAAUCAUAAGCAACAAGGAUGUCCGAUUAGAAUGUUGAGAAGUCCCAUAUGAUCCAGUACGAUCUGAAUUACUUAGUGGAAUCGUUUUCCAUCAGGAACAUCAUCGGUGUUGCAUUCUGCACCCAUAAUGCUUAACCAAACUCUUAAAUACCAACAAUUGUUUUCUUAUCUUCAAUACGUACACAAGUAGUACUAGGGGUUUCUCAAUUUUUCGGCUUUGUUGAUGAUGACAAAGCUAAGUUUUGAUUAGUGGAUUCUAAACUUUGAUUUCAUCAAUCAAGCGAUAGAAAUUGAAAGAGGCUAGAUAUUGUUAUGAGCAUAAUGGGGUAGCUCCUUUUUCUAAUUACCUUGUUUCUCACAACUAAUGCUACUAAUGGUGAUUUUUGCCCCUUCAAGUGCUACCUGCCUGUGAAGAAGUAUGCCUGUACAUAGGCUUGCUGCAAACUAUGAAGCUUUAGAUUUUGAAAUCAAGCUCUGUAGCAAGGCAAAACCCAUUUAACACCUAAUGAAGACAAAAUGGGUCAUAUAAACGCCUGGAGAUGAACUUUAGCUCAAACUUGGUCCCUUAAAUAUUCUGAGUAAAUAAUAUAGGGUUCUGACAUUCCUUGAUUAAAGUUUCUCAUGUGAUCAACUUAUCAAGUGUGAUGACUAGCAUCUGCCUGGAGCUAGAAGUAUUGGCUCUGUUAGAUAUUUAGAGUCCCCUAGGUGUGGCAUUACAUCUGAACAGCUUGGCUGCAGAUCAGGCGAUUAUGCUUGGGGCUUCAAAUGGGUCUUUCCUGGUUAAUAAUGCAUACUACUUGUAUAUAGACAUUGCCAGGGCACUAGCUUUUACAUUUUGUUUUCAAUAUCCCCAAUCAUUCUUUCAUAUCUUGGUCAGCUAGAUCAGGCUGGCUUUGUAGAUUGUCUGUCCAUUGGCCAGAAUGAUUCCUACUUGAUAGUGGCUUCAUUGCUCAUGAAUCUAGAUUGCAUCUGUCUUCUUACGUACCGUAUCAUAGGUAACUUGGCAGAGGAUCCUUGGUAUACUAUUCUGGACAAUGGUCAGUUGGGAUUUUGAAUACAAUUAGAAUGUAUCCAGUUUCAAAAGGAAUUCUCUACGGUGCCCUCUUUAAGUUGCAAUCUUUUUGUAUAUCAUUUAAUGUGUGCUAGGAAGCUAAACUACAUAAUACUUCUUUGCUGUUGAUGUAAAUGUCCUAGUUCAAAGUAUUAAAGCUGAUCUAAAAUUUCAGAUUAGUGGUUAGUAUGAUCUUUCCUUGUAGAAUCACCUCCCUGUCUAUCAUAUAUACAGAACUCGUGGGGAUAAAAAUAUAUAAUGUGUUAUCCUCGGACUUGAGCAGGAUUAGUCCACCUUUUUUGUUAACAGAGCAGGAUUGGUUUGCCUGCUUUGUUGUCUGAAACUUACCUAUCUAUUAGAAAAUGAACUAACUCCUAUGCUGAUCAAGUAAAUGUGCCGUAAUCUAGUGGCCUUAAAUGUAAUUUCUUGAAUGUUGUGUAUAUAUUAUCUUGUUAAUGCGGUCUCUUUGUCCCCUUUUCCAUUUUGUUUUGAUCUCUCACGUUUUGCUGUCUGAAUACAAUUUAUUUACCUUGAUUUUCUCUUAGCUGAGUCUUUUGUGAGAAUAUGUAUUUAGGCAGAUGAGGUGCCUGCGUAAUCAUGCUAUGAUCUUAUUUCAGGGGUCUUCCUUCAAGUUGAAGGACUGAGAAAAUCUGUGUUUUCUGGCAGCAAGUGAUCUCGCCUGAUGGUGUAGUAAAUUCAUCCUUUUUUGGCAAUAUUGCCUGAGAUCUCUGAUUUUAUUAUGCACGUAGGCUUUCUUUCAAUAUCAAUAUUUGAAUUCCAAAGUCUGAAUUUUUACAUGGAAUUGUUCAGAGAUCUCUCUCAGGUAUAAAUGUAACUGUACAUCUCGAUAAUAAUCUACAUGAACGAUGAUGAUUCCUUUGCAUGUUGUGCUGGUUCAUGAUUGAUUGAAUUUGAAGCAGCCAAGGAUGAUGAUGAUAGCCUGAUAAAAAAAAAUGGUAGUUGUUUCCAGAUGAUGAAAUUUUUCUUGCCUGCUCGUGCAUGUGCCUUGUCUUCUUUUCCUUCCAAUACCAUGUCUUAACUUUGUGCACUUUAUCCUACUUGAUGUGUUCCAGGAGAUAAUUGUAGCUAGUAAAUGAUACGUGGGUUUUCCAGUUUGCAAAGGGUAUGGUUUUUUGCAGUGUUCUUAUGCGGAAUGGCUCUAUGCCUGAUGGAAUUGUCAGGUCUUUAUCUUUUUAAUAGCUUUUUUUGAUAGAUUAGCUUUCUGAAUGUCCUGUUUCUUCCUGUGUGGGGCAGGAGAUCGAAUAAGAAGAUUGUGAAGUUCUUGGGAUUGGGAAUGUCCUCAGGCCACUGCAAAAACUGGGGGAAAUUUUCAUCAGUUUUUGGAGCAUUCUCAGACAGUCUGUAUGUAAUAUUUGCAGUCUGCUACAUUGGAGACUUCAUGUGCUUGGUUCUAUCAUCGUUGCUUGUGGCAUCAUUUUGAUGCAGAUUAGUUAGGUUCUUUAGAUGCAGGCUUGUUUCUUUUAAAGAGAUGAGAAAGGUAGUGAUACUACUGUCGCUCCUAUGUCUCUUUCUAGAAUUGGGCUUUGGUUAAAGACGAAGACACGCCCGCACUAGUCCAUUGCUUAACAAGGAUUUGAUUCGAAAGUUACAAUCAAACCCGAAUUUUCUCUGAGAAGGCCAUGAUUCCGAUGAGGAUGUAGAGGACAAUAACUAGGGAUAUGGAACGAAGGUUAGUAAAGCUGCAUUGUCCUUGUACUUUGAGCAAAAAAAUCAUAUUAAAUACUAAGUUCGUACUGCGAAAGCCUUUGAUUCUUA